AUGAUACCUGAUGUUGAGGUUAUUCAAAGUCCUACUACACCCGUAGAUGGACUUGAUCGUUUAGAUAUUGAUGAGGAUAGCAACCGCAAUAAUAUAAAUAAUAACCACGAUCUCAAUGGUGACGACUCCCAUCGCCUACAUAUUCAUCAUGUCCACCAUCAUGAUACACAAUAUUCACACAUAAGCCGAAAUAAUAAUCAGCGAACACUGAAACCUUUCCAAAAAUCGGCGUCUUUUUAUCGCGGUUCAGUUAUCCGUAUAGGCGAAGAACGUAAUAAACAAAAUUCCAAUGUAAUCAUUUGUGUACCAAAUUUUAAAGGUGCAUCACAUUUGAAUAUCUGUCACGAUACAAGUACACAACGUCACUCGACCACUUUUAAGAUACCUUUACCACCAACACAGGAUUCUUGUUUAGCUAAAACACUCGAUAUUCGAAUCACACAACAGUCAUCACUGCAAGACAGCGAUAUUGUUCAUCAAUCAUCACCAAUAACCAAACGACGUGAACCAGUUACUGAGAUAUCGACAAUACACAAUAUUUUUGACAAAAAUAUUCAUCAAAUAUGCUCUCAAGACCAAUCAUUACUCAUUGAGAAAUUAGUCAAUAAGAACAUUCAUCCAUCUUACCCUCAGACAUCAUCAACAAUCGAGAAAUUGGUCGAUCAACCUCUUCAUUCUGCAUAUCAGCAACAAGAAACACCGGCAGCAACAACCAUUCAAACUUUACACGACAAAGAUAUUCAGUCACACUCAUCUCUUUGCGCAAUACGAUCAACAAAUGAAAAACACGCUCAUAAAAACAUUCGGUCAACGUCAUCUGUUCCUGCUGUUUCUAACAUGAUGACAGAGAAAGUUAGUGGUCGAUUUGUGACCAGCUUAAGAGCAAUUAGUCGAGCAUUCAAAGGUGGUAAACAACGACGAUCAACAAAUAUUAUGACGAGCUCAAAACAGCCAGAAAUACCAAUAACAUUAGAGGGUAUGAGUGGAAUUCUACCCGAUAUCGAAGUAAUACCACCGUACUUAGAAACUUCUGAAAGAAUGUUUUGUAAUCAAACGUCUAAGAUAUCAUUAGCGAAACAGCAACAACAUCAACGGUCCAAUUUUUUGUGUGCCACCGCUAAACAAUCACUAUUCAGAUCGAAUGACUCAUCGUUCAUGAGUGAACCAAAUAAAAACAUAUACGAUAUAUCGAGUUCGCACAAAGUUUCUGUGGAAGAACGACGUAAUCCUGAUGUAAACUCAGAUAAUAUCUCACUUGAAGUCGAUCUGCCAAAAUUGACUGCACCAAAAAUUACAUUUGGACGACAAAGAAAAGAUAAAAAGUGUAGUAGAAAAACUUUUAGAAUUCCAACAACAUCAGCCAGUUCAUAUGAAACAUCAACUAUAUCAAAAUUAGUGGAGAAAAAUAUUCGUAGCGUACAGAUUGCUAAAAAUAUAGACUCAUCCAACUUAGUUACACACAGACCGUUAUUCGAUGUACAAGCAAUGCGUCCGAUGACAGAUAGCAAGAAACGGCGAUCAUCCAAAUAUCUAGCACCAGAAAAUGAUCAUAAACGAAUGAGCGAUGAUAAGCCAUAUAACGUCACUAACAAGGAUGUAUCCAAUCUGGUAGUGACAACAUCUCGAACAGAAUCAGAAUAUUCAUCCACCGAUCGUUAUAGUACUAUAACUGGAAUUGUGCAAGAAUUUCGCGGCAAUAGGGAUGUAUUAUUAGUCAAUCAAACGCCUCAAACAAGUAGUCAGAAUUAUAAUGCAUCAAAGACAAACUUAUUUAAUCACUGUCAUGAAGACUGGUCACAGGAAAAAAGUGUUCUAUCAGAUACCGACGAGGAAAAAUGUAUUAAAGUUCGAAAUCAAUUUCAUGGGCAAACGUCGAUGUUCCAACCGAAUAUUAGCGUGAUAAGAGUAGGUAUCAGUCCAUCAGGCGGACGAAUAACACCGUUGAAUACAACCAGUGGUUAUUCAGGCGAUAAACAGAAAUCGUCUCAAUAUACGCGGAAAAAUCAGCGUGUGUUAAGUGACCAACAUAUUAAUGAUAAUGUUCCUCGUUCAGCAAGGGAUACUGCUCGCACAUGGAGUGUACCAUCACUCGAAACAUCAAAUUGUUAUAAAUCAUCGCAUCAUAAGCAGCAAACAGAUUUAUCCGAUAGUAUUCAAAUAGAUAAUGGUAUUAAAAUUGAUGUGUGCUUGAGACCAUUAAUUUCUGUUGAUAUCGAACAAAGGAAUAGUUAUGAAAGAGAAAAUUCUAAUGGUGUUGUGUGUCAACAAGAUUCAAAUGAUAUUACUGUUCAGCAUACUAUUGAACAACCCGGCAUAUAUGAUGAACAAUAUGAAGUCACCUAUGAAGUUGAACGCACUCCAUCCGUGCUAAGUCAAAAAGACAAGAGCUUUUCAUCAUACAAUAAAAUCAAACUACAAAACGAAAAUCAUCUUCUGUCGA
Messenger RNA from Didymodactylos carnosus, 2440 nucleotides. Lineage: Eukaryota; Metazoa; Rotifera; Eurotatoria; Philodinida; Philodinidae. The record is from the annotation of a GenBank genome assembly.